CUCGUCACGUGACACGCGCAGCACGCGCCGAUGUAUAUUAUUGUCAAUCAAGCGAAUUGAAUCCCACCACAACAACCUUUUGACAACUAAGACUGCAGAACAUAAAGAAUGUAAUUUUAAUGGAUCAUUCGUGGAAUUGUGAGUGAUUAAUAACACGGUGGUGAUUAUUGGAAACACCAUCCAGACGCGAUCAGAACAUUAUUUCAUACAGUGACGGUGUAGAACAUUGUCUGGAAAAAAAGCAAUAUUACACGUUUGUGAGUGAUAAUGAUUACCAACCGCUUUCAAAACAAUCAUUAAGUUAUUUUCUCGGAAAUUCAAAAAGCAACCGUAUUUAGUGUUGUGGGUUUUUAGUAGGCUAAUAAUUUUGGAGAAGUGUUAUUAUCCAUUCUUAUGGCUACUUAGAACACUGAUUAUUCCAGCCAGACUAUUAAAAUCUAUUAAACAAAUAUUUACCUAUCAAAUAGAUUCUUGCAUAAUCUAUAGUGGAAGUGGUUAUUUUUGCGAAAGAAUCCGGUAGCUGCUUCAUCGCCUUUAAAUCGAUCUAGACAGGUUUUGUGCGUGGAAUACACAAAUAUAUGAUUUUUAUUCUCAUGAAAUUAAUAUGUUCACGUGGUUUAACGCGCCAAUAAAAACCACGUGAUGAUAACGUCCAAGCCAAUCAACGGAUACCUGCUAAAUGAACGUCUGCGUGGGAUUGACAGGCGACCCACUUUCCUUUCCUUUAAGGGACUCGGAACAAUCGUCUGUUUCUGUUUGGGAUUUGUGCUCUUCCUGAUAGCAUUCGGAUCAUCGGAAUGGUUUGGUAUCGAGAAUGGAAUAUCCGUGAGUUUAUGGCAGAAAUGUUCGAGGAGUUUUAAAACUGGUGAAUGGUCGUGUGAAUACUGGAUUAAAAUUCCAGAUUUUAUUCGUGCUGGACAAGGUUUUUGUAUUGUCGGAUUAUUGGCGUUUGUUAUAUCAGCAGUCAUCCUGGUAGCCUAUGUUGUUAUAAGACCUUUACAAGAAACACGUGGUAUAUUAAUAGCACUAUGUUUACUUAUAUUUACAGCAGGCUGUAUGGUAUUAAUGGCUGUAAUAGUAAUAGGGGUCAAAGGUGAAGAUUUCUGCAUGGAUAUAAAAAGAGACCGGUGGAAACUAUUUGAAUAUUUCGUGUCAGGGGUCGAUGCUUCUGGCGUCUUUUCUGUGGGGUGGUCUUUCAUCGUCGCCAUAUUGUCUUCAAUCAUUACGCUUGUUAGUUUUGGUUUCUGUAUGAUGGAGUUUCUUCGUAUCAAUGAACUUGCUUUACUCGAGACGUAACGUCAUAGCAAGUGAUAACAUGUGACGGUUGAUGCACAAAUAACAACAAAAGAGUUAAUUGUUCUCUUCGUCUAGGAAACCUAUAAACAGCGGGCCUUAGAGGAAACAUGUAAAUAAUGGGCCUUAAGAUUGAUAUGCCUAAAUCAUAAUGACUUUUACAAGGCCAAACCUCGUCUCUAAUGUUACAAUGUGGACUGGAACCUUUCGAUGGUGGGGUAGACAUUUGACCCAUGAUACGGCAAUGUUGAUUGGCGUGUGAGCAUGUGGCUGAUGAUUUGACGAUAAGUAGAAAGGCAUUUGACUCAAGAGACGGAUAUAGCGAUUCGAGUGGAUUGACACUUGACUCUUGAGACGGAUAUGGCGAUUGGUGGAUAGACAUUUGACUUACGAGACGGUGAUAUCGCAGACCCUUUCUUGGACACCUUCUUGUACUUUCCAUUGCGAGCGAUAUGGGCUAAGUUAUCUCCCCCUGUACGUAGAAAUAUAGAUUUAUAUAAGUAUAAUGAAAAUGUGGCUUAGCGUCCUACUAUUCUGCCCCGAAUAGGCUAAUGCUAGGUUCCCACUAUCGUGAUUCCUGCUACGAGUGAAAUCGUGGUUUUAAUCGUGGAGUAAGCGUGGUGAUCCUAUCAGAUCUUAUCAUAUAAUGAGGUCAGUCGUAGCAACCGUGUUGGCCGUAUUGAAACGUAUCCGAACGUAUCUGCACGGAUCGUGGACUCAAAAGGGACAAUCCUAUCGGAACGCAUACGCCAUACAGUGUGCUAUGAGGGACAUUUUGCCUGGACAGCGGCACUAUCGCCUACUCUUAUAUCGAAUUCCAAAUGCCAGGGGAUCUUUUACGUGCAUUCCAAUAUAUACACGGGGCCUCGGUUUUUCGUCUCAUCCGAAGUACUAGAUAGCUGUCCUUGUCAGGCCACCCGUUCUGCGCCACUGAUAAGGGGAGACCACGUCGGAACUUUCUCGGUCAAUGCAGGGAUCGAACACCCGACCCCUAGGCUAGCGAGCCAGUGUCUUACCCACCUAGCCAACGUGGCCCCGUAUCGGAUAUAAUUAUAAGAUAUACAAGUAUGACAUAUUAACUAUAAGAUGUGAACGGUCUUCAACAUGAGAUUGUAAUGUGAUAAUUAGAGAUAUUGUUGUUAUUAGAAAUAUGUUUUAUAUGUUAGUGCUUAUAUUCACCAGACACGUCAUGUAGAUUCAUUCCCAGUGGAUGUGGUGGGGGGGGGGGGUCAUUGAAACCUGUCGUCUGUAUCGCUGUUAUCAUCAAAAUCACAUGGGGAAAAAUAUGUGGGUGUUGUGUUCGAGGCAGAAUGCCUCGUUCUACGUUAGCAUGAAUACGCUAGUUAUUGUGACACGUUUUAAUGGACACGUACACAAACUAUAACACUACUUUGACAGAUUGUGUUUCUUGACUUUUAGGAUCGAUGGUAUUAUAUUUUAUUUUAUAUCACACAAUUGUCCCACUGAUCAAAUAUACCAUACACACCCCACUGUUCAAAUAUACCAUACACCACCCACUGAUCACUUCUACCAUACACAGUUGUCCCACUAAUCACAUAUACCAUACACAGUUGUCCCACUGAUCAAAUAUACCAUACACCCCCAUUGAUAAAAUAUACCAUACACAGUAGUUCCACUGAUCAAAUAUACCAUACACACCCCACUGUUCAAAUAUACCAUACACCACCCACUGAUCACAUAUACCAUACACAGUUGUCCCAAUUAUCAAAUAUACCAUACACCACCCACUGAUCACAUAUAUCAUACACAGUUUUCCCACUGAUCACUUAUACCAUACACCACCCUGAUCAAAAUAUCGUAAUUUACAACAGCCAUAGAGUUCUGUAUAUGCACUGUUAAGCUAAUUAUUAUAUUACGUUUAAUUUGUGGAUUAGGAAGAAAGACAUCUACAGAAACAUAAAUUGAGAACACUUAUCAAAUGUCAAGGAGUUUAGCUCAAAAUUGUUCUGUGCAUGAAAGAAAUUAAAUAAGAUCCUAACUCUGAAAUAAAUAAAUGUCGGUUUCAGUAUUCUAUAUACAUGUAUUCAAAUCCUUGAUUACACACUGUAGAUCUAUUUUAAUACUCAUGAAAGGGCAAACACCAACAGUUCCCCAGUGGAAAGAUCAAUCAUUUCUGAAGUUCAAGCCUAUUGUUUAAAAUUGUUAAUACCCAAGGAUGGGUACAUCCAACCCGUUGCCUGGUGGAAAGAUAAACUAUCUCUUAAGUUCAAACCUAUUGUCUGAAAUUGUUGCGCGUGUUUGUUGGUGUUAAACAAUACCUUACUCCAGAUAAAGGAUUACUAUUGAUGCCCAUGGUUUGUACAGUAGACAAUGACUUGUUAAGGUGGUUGUCUUCUCUGUCUUCCCUGACCUUGACCAUGGAUGACUUUAAAUACUCAAUACAGUUAAAUACUCCAUUAUGCUCCUUCAAUGCCAUUAAAUACACCAUUAUACUCCUUCAAUACCAUUAUAUACUCCAUUAUACUCCCACAAUACCGUUAAAUACUCCAUUAUAUACCUUCAAUACCGUUAAAUACUCUAUUAUACUCCUCCAAUACCAUUAAAUACACCAUUAUACUCCUUCAAUACCAUUAAAUACUCCAUUAUACUCCUUCAAUACCAUUAAAUACACCAUUAUACUCCUUCAAUACCAUUAAAUACUCCAUUAUACUCCUUUAAUACCAUUAAAUACACCAUUAAAUACACCAUUAUACUCCUUCCAUAAUUUUAUUCUCCAUUAGUAUUAAUAAUUUGUUUCGUUUAAAAUGAAAAAUUGACAAUAUAAUAACAAGGACUUUUUCGUGCAUAGUCGGGUUAGUAGAUGAUGUUUGACUUACCCCCCCUCCCCCUAACCCCUCCCCUCCGUCUUUCAAAUAUAUAAACUAUCCUCACGAAAACAUAAUGUUUAUAGAGUUUUAAGAUUAGGUUAACGUAGUUGUGAACGAUAUGUCAGACAUAUAGGAUUAUCUGAUUUAAUAGCAACGUUUCGCCAAUUCGGUCAUUUUUUAAAAUUUACUGAUAAAAUAGAUCGGUCUAUAUAUAAGGCUCUGUGAAAUUGGGACGUGUUGUGUAUAUGCACCUUGUGACCGAAUUCCACGUCAAUAUAGCCGUAUGUCUUGUGUUACGUAGGAGUUAUUUCCCUUAAUCCUGCCUUUCGUUAAACGUAUUGUCCAUACUUUUUAUAGCCAUACACUGUGGCAUCAAUAGGCCAAAAGUAAUGUAUGCACAUCAAGCCAAAAGUACAUCACUCUAUUAAAAUUAAAUUAUAAACACAUAGUUAAGACGCUGGUUUCAUCAAAUUAAAACUUGGAAGCUAAAUAUGUUGUCAAUUUCUAUGUCUACUGACAAUGUACUCACAAAAAAACUUCAUCCCGCAUGUUAGUCCCAUGCAGGAGAUUAGACAAUAUCCAAGAAGCUGUUUAAAUUAGUGAAGCUGUUUUUUAUAGGUCUGCAGGAUAAACAAAAUGAUUAGCCUUUGUAUGUAGGACACCAUUUAUUGUGAUUUACUGUCUGAUUAAAAUGCCGAUCUAUAUUUCUUUUCGUUUUUUUAUACUUUCGAUGGUCUACACUACAUGAAGAUCUGACCAGUUGUAGUGGGUGGUCGUCGUAUGAAGGGUCAGACAUUUGAUUAACCAAUCAGCGUUGAUGUUUCUAGUAGGAGACCCAUAGUUCCCUGCAUCGCACGCCAAGAACUCGCUGCAACAGACCGUUUCAUUAGCUAAUCCCUCACAUUAACCAGAAAGCAGAUUGUACAACAACUCUACCAGAUCCUAGUGUAGUAAAGGCAAGUUAAACGACAUUUUGAACUAUAAAAAUCGAAAAAAAAUAGAAUCUGUUUUAAUAUGAUUGUGUGAUUUAGGAAAACAGAUGUCAGUGACAUAACGCAGCAAGGUCACACGUCGUGAAAAGGAUGAUAUGCGUUCCUGCUGGGAAGUUUCAACUUUUCCCAGAUGGAUUAAUAAUAUAAUAUAUGAACAUUUUUGACUUGAAUAAUAGUCUUUGUGUGAUUUUGUGUUCUCUGCGAUAUGGGAUUAAUGGAUAAUCAUUUAAUUAGCCCCAGGGAGAUAAACUAUUGUCUAGUUAAUUGGGUUAGAGAGAUAAGGAGUGGUUAUUUAAUCAUAUCUAGGGGGGGGGGGGGCAUUGACUGAAUAAACAGGUCACAAACGGUGUGAUUACCCUGUUUAUAUUGAACGGCGUUGGCAAUUCCAAUAUUUUUGACUGUUGUAACUAUACUAAUGUCCAAAAGAAAGUAUACACACUAAAAAUAUGACUUAGUUUUGUUUAAAUCAACAAAAUGUGAUAAAACUAUACUGAACAUGUCUCGUGCGUCCAAACUCAAUAUUUCUAAGCAAAUAAACGGCAAAACAAAUAGACAUUGUACCCAAAUACCGCAUACAAUGGAAAAACGACUUUGUUUGAAGCAGGACGAAAUGCUCAGUGUAUAAUUUCUUUUGGACAUUAGUAUAUUUACAGAAGCGCAGCAAGAUGGACAGUGUUACCCCAACGCAGAUUGAGAGUGUUACGCCAACAAAAUACUUUCAGAUUAGUUAUCCACACAAUUCAAACAUAUUUUAUUGUUUCUGUUAUUUCAAAUAUGAAUAAAUCUUGUAUUUAAUGUUUUAAAUAAACAACCCAUUAAA
This is a messenger RNA of Patella vulgata (common limpet), 5933 nucleotides long. RefSeq lists its product as uncharacterized. NCBI's taxonomy places the organism in Eukaryota, Metazoa, Mollusca, Gastropoda, Patellidae. The coding region runs from base 643 to 1296 and encodes 217 amino acids. The record is from RefSeq and is a predicted model, not a curated record. The transcript is spliced from 4 exons.